AUGGGCAACUCACGAGAAGCCGGCCCUGGGGAUGAAGGUCAUUCGCUUUCCCCGAGUCUUCUCCAAGUUCCAUCACCAGAUCACCAGCAUCAUGAUCGACAUGACUCUGGUAACCCGUGCAGUCAUCAGUCCGGCCUCUCAGACCAAGACUACGUCAUGCUGAAUGACAUCCCCAUGCUGAGGGACCAAAGCGACCUUUACAACUGGCUUCGCUACGUCGAAACCGAACUGGACUUUUGGGGCAGGUCACAUUUUAUCGACCCGCAAACGCCUCGCCCCCAGGACACGGAAACACCAUCAUAUCUCAGAUGGCGAGAUCAGGCUUUGUCUGUGUCGAACUGGCUCAGAAUGCACAUAUCGGAGGAACUGGUGCGCGAGCUGAAGCUCCCUUCCGAAUCGGACAUGCCGUAUCCCGCUGAUCUUAUCCUCACACUUUCCGAACACCUCUCCCCUGGCCCGACUGUCCUGGCAACCCAAGCGUACGAGCUUCCCCGAAGAGGGGACUACACGGACCGAUCGCAUUAUAUCAACGCUAUCCGCGAUUUAUAUCGCCAGAACAGUCACCUGGCCUUCCCCAUCCUCAAAAUAACUAUGAUGGUGCUGGAUAUUCUCGAGCCUGAAAUCCCUCUAGCCGUCUCAGUUCAAAGAGAGAACGUCAAAAAGUAUGAUUUGAUGAACACUGUACGAUGUAUGACGUUGCUUGACCAGCUUUCUGCUGCUGAUGAGUAG
This is a messenger RNA of Aspergillus steynii IBT 23096, 729 nucleotides long. RefSeq lists its product as uncharacterized. The record is from RefSeq and is a predicted model, not a curated record. The transcript has a single exon. Bases 1 to 729 code for a protein of 242 amino acids. Lineage: Eukaryota; Fungi; Ascomycota; Eurotiomycetes; Eurotiales; Aspergillaceae.